Molecule: messenger RNA, 972 nt
Organism: Symbiodinium natans
Lineage: Eukaryota; Dinophyceae; Suessiales; Symbiodiniaceae
Source: the annotation of a GenBank genome assembly
AUGGCCUUGGCUGUGAAGCAGGAGAUUUGUUUUUGCAAAGUCGCGUCAAAGACCUGGUUGCGUUUAUCCAUACAUCUCAUUACAUCUCCUCUUAGCUCUCUUCACGUCCCUUCUCCAACAAGCUUCAAGGAGCUGGACCGGGUCCAGGCGGAGGCCGACGGGAAUCAGGCGGAGUUGGCAGAGCUUCGUCGCCGCUGGGCUGCCGAGCAGCCGGAGCGCGAGGCGCGGCCCCGGCCAUCGCCAUCGCCAUUGGGUGCUCCUCUCGAAAGCUUCGCUGACCUAACCAUCCUUAACCUUCAACAAGCGCGAGCGCUGCUGCGUGAGACGGGCGAGGCCGAGCGGCGCUUUGCCGAGCAGGAGCGCCGCUGUGCGGAGGCCUUGGCGCGGGCGUCGGACUCUGGUGAGGAGCCCUCGAAUGGCGGAAGGGGCAGUGACAUGGCAGCGAAGACCACGCGCGUGGCAUCACUGGAAGCGUCGCGGCAACAGCUGUCGGUUGGGCUGCAGGAGCUCCAGGAUGCGGUGCGCCAGGAGACCACGCUGGUCGCGCAGCUCCAGUCCCGGUGCGAGGUGCUCCGCCGGGAGGCCAAGGCCCUGAGCUCCGGAGCGGCGGCGGCCCGGGAGGCCGAGUCUCGGGCUUGGCGGAAGAUGGCGGCGCUCCAGGCCACGGAGGCCGCGGCCCGGCAGCGGGAGCAGUCCUUGGAACGCCACGGAAGGGACCUCCAGGAUCAGGUGCGUGUGCUACGCGCGCAGCUGGCCGCCUCCGCGAUUCCGCCUGUCAGCGGCCUCACACAGGUUACCGGUCGGAUGGAGGAGAAUGCCUGGGACUUGGUCCGAAAGCUGGAGAGCAAGGUGGAGCGCUUGCGCGAGGACCUGCGCACCAAGCGGGAGGAGCUGGAACGCCUGCGGGAACCGGCGGAACCCGCAGCUGAGGCCAACAAAGAGGCCGCUGAGCAGAAUGCCGUGGCCCAGUGA